CGUUGGAGAGCUAGUCCUAUUGUGAAAUGAUUGUUCUUAACUCGAAUAGUAUUGUACACAAUGCAGGGUAUUUGUAUUAGAGAAGAAAAAAAAAGGACAAGCCAACCGUACCAAUCUAAUUGGAAGGGACCAUACCAAGUUUCUUCUCACAUACCUACCAUAGUUCCACACAUGGAAUAAUAACUCACUUGAAACGUCAAAAAAAUCCACAGCUUUCUUAGCCGUUGAUCACGGUGGUUCUUUGCUUAAUUACAUGACUCAAAACCUUGCUUACACACAUCACAUGAACCUUGUUCAAUUGUCACACCAUUAAUUCUCUGUUUCUGCAGAAUUAGACCCACUUUUCCCCCUUGUUAACACUUAACAACAUGCAGUUAUUUCACAAACACACCACACUGCAGUCUCUGGUUAACUUUCUUCUAGUCUCUUCUUCAUUUUGUGUCCUUUAUGUCCUCAUAUCAGUGCUGUUCCUAGGGACAUCAAAACUAGUACAUGUCCAUUCUUCAUCACAAGAAUUGUCCACACCCACCACUCUUGAUCACCUUGUGUUUGGAAUUGCUUCAAGCAAGAGCUCAUGGGCAAAGAGGAAGGACUAUGUGAAGCUUUGGUGGAGAAACAACAAUGCAAUGAAGGGGUGUGUGUUCCUUGAUACCCUCCCUGAUGAAGAUGAAGACAAUGAUGCUUCUGAUUCUGUUCCUCCUCUCUGUGUCUCUGAAGACACUUCGCGGUUUCGCUACACUUGCCGAGGCGGGCUUCCCUCAGCGAUUCGCGUGGCGCGUGUUGUGGUGGAGACUAUAGCCCUGAAGAACAAUUCAGAUGUGAGGUGGUAUGUGUUUGGAGAUGAUGACACUGUUUUCUUUCCAGAGAAUUUGGUGAAGACUCUUUCCAAAUAUGAUCAUGGCCUUUGGUACUAUGUUGGGGCAAACUCUGAGGUUUAUGAGCAGAACCGGUUGUUUGGGUUUGGAAUGGCUUUUGGGGGUGCUGGUUUUGCUAUCAGUUCCUCUCUGGCAAAUGUCUUGGUCAAGGUUUUUGAUUCGUGUUUGGAAAGGUACCCUCAUCUCUAUGGAAGUGAUGGCAGGGUGUACUCUUGCUUAGCAGAGCUUGGUGUGGGAUUAACACAUGAACCUGGUUUUCAUCAGGUUGAUUUGAGGGGAGAUACCUUUGGCCUAUUAGCUGCUCAUCCAGUAACUCCCUUGUUAUCCCUGCAUCACCCUGAUUACACUGAUCCAAUCUUUCCAAACAUGACAACCACACAAGCCCUGAAGCAUUUAUUCAAAGCUGCAAGUGUUGAUCCUCAGAGGAUGCUACAACAAACAAUUUGCUAUAACAGGUGGUUUUCAUGGACAAUUUCAGUGUCAUGGGGAUAUGCAGUUCAGGUUUUCCCUCACCACAUGUCUUUGCGUGAGGUUCUGAAGGUGCAAGAAACGUUCAAGCAGUGGAAGAAAGGAAACAUGUUGGCAAAAGCAUACACUUUCAACACAAGAGGAACUCCCCCUGACCCAUGUAAGAGACCCUCAGUUUUCUAUCUAGACAAUGUGUCUUUUGGUAAUGAUGGCAUCAUCAUCAGUAGUUACAAGAGAUCGUUUCAAAAUUGCUCAAAUGAUGAUCUGUUAUCUCCUAAGAGACUAGAAGAGGUCAAAGUGGUCACCAAGAAGCUAGACCUUGAUAUCAAACAGUUGAAGGCUCCAAGAAGGCACUGCUGUGAUGUAAUGCCCUCUAGCGCUCGUGACCAACUGGAAAUCGAAAUCAGAGAAUGCAAAGAUGAAGAAUUGAUUUACAUGCACUGAUACAAGUGUUGCAUUAGCUGUGAUCACUUGUUGGUUAUUUUUCACCUGAUAUAGUGUACCAAGGGUCAUCAUAUAGUUGAUAAUAGUGUAAUUACAUGAAACUACAAGAGUAGCUUUUAACCCUGACUUUUUGUUUUCUGAGAGUGUAGAGUUAGUGAGAAAAAAUAAACUAAAUAACAUAUCUAUGACUAAAACUACUUAGCCAUCAAUGUAAUACUUUAUUAUCUUAAAACCAUGUUGUUAUUCAAGAGGUAGGAAACCUUACAUGAAA
Messenger RNA from Lotus japonicus, 2058 nucleotides. RefSeq lists its product as uncharacterized. The transcript is spliced from 3 exons. Gene Ontology annotation, molecular function: acetylglucosaminyltransferase activity. The record is from RefSeq and is a predicted model, not a curated record. The coding region runs from base 369 to 1787 and encodes 472 amino acids. NCBI's taxonomy places the organism in Eukaryota, Viridiplantae, Streptophyta, Magnoliopsida, Fabales, Fabaceae.